Molecule: messenger RNA, 2029 nt
Organism: Erythranthe guttata (spotted monkey flower)
Lineage: Eukaryota; Viridiplantae; Streptophyta; Magnoliopsida; Lamiales; Phrymaceae
Product: RING/U-box superfamily protein
Molecular function (GO): ubiquitin-protein transferase activity
Source: RefSeq, a predicted model, not a curated record
UAUCUAUUCUUAUCCCUUGCUUCGGACAGCAGUUAACCACUUUGCCCCCAAAAUAUCGUAUUCUUUAAGAUAGGAAAACAAUAUAAAACAACAAAUACACAAUGGAGAAGAAAAAAUCCCCAAUUCCAACGGUGAAUUGAGUGAGAAAUAUUAGGAAAAUAGAAAGAAAAAAGAAAAAGAAAAAAAAAAAAAAAAAAGAUUGGCACUUUCCUUCUCUCUCUCUCUCUCUCCCCCUUUGUACUUCCCCCAACUUCUAUCUAACCUGAACUCGUUGAUUCUAUAAUGAAAAUUCGUCCAAAAGUAUUGAAUGAAUGAAUUCCGUUGUAAUUUAAUUUGAGCGAUCAGUUGUUGAUUUAGAUCGUGACAAGUUAGAUUUUUUUUUUUGAAAAUUGGUGGCUCGUAUUAAAUUAAUUAUGGGAUUGGGAGAUGCGGAUCUUCCCGACGACGGCGGCGGCGGCGGAGGAGGAGGAUUCAAAGCGAUGCCGGCGGUGGUGUCGUGCUCCAUUUGCUUGGAGGCGGUGACUGACGGCGGCGAUAGAUCUUGGGCUAAGCUCCAGUGCGGCCAUCAAUUCCACCUCGAUUGCAUAGGUUCAGCAUUCAAUGUUAAGGGGGCAAUGCAGUGUCCCAACUGUCGUAAAAUUGAGAAAGGGCAAUGGCUAUAUGCUAAUGGUAGUCGUCCAUUACCUGAGUUUAGCAUGGAUGAUUGGGCCCACGAUGAGGAUUUAUAUGAUCUAAGUUAUUCUGAAAUGUCAUUUGGAGUCCAUUGGUGUCCAUUCAGUGGAUUAACAAGGGGUCAUUCAUCUUUUGACGAUGGAGAGUUUUCAUCAAGUGGAUAUCACGACCUCGUUGGACACCACGCCGUAUUUACCGAACACACCCCUGUUUCAUCGACAGCUCAUCCUUGCCCAUACGUUGCUUAUCUGGGUCCAAUUCAUCCAUCUUCAUCCACAUCAAACGGCGGCACUAUUUCAGAUGGGUCGAGUUUUAGUAACCACUGGAGCGGCGGCGGAGGCCCGUCAGUUCAGAGCGACGUGCCGAAUGCAUACGCUUUCCCACCAAUGGAUGUACAUUAUCAUAAUUGGGACCAUUCGUCUUCUCCUUUCGCUACAACUAACCGAAUCGGUGUUUCAGAACCACCCUUGCUUCCAUCUAUCACUCAACGAACAGCCAGAAACACCUCCGAUAUGCAGAGAAGUGGAGUGCACCCCUUCAUUCUUGGUCAUAGUUCUGGUAGUCGAGGCCCCAGCUCAGUGACGUCAUCAGUGCUUCCACCGUACCCUGGUACUGUUUCUCGUCCGCCGCGUGACCGCUCCUCUCUGCAAGCCUACUUUCACCAAUCAAAUAGUAGCAGCGCCCCGUCAGCAUUAGCACGCACCCCCGUUAAUGUUAUUACCACAGGACGAAGAUCCAAUAAUAAUAAUAAUAAUAAUAACAAUAAUAAUAAUAACAAUAAUAAUAAUAAUAAUAGGGCUUUAUUACCUCAAGUUGCCGUCCCUCCAUCUGCAGCAGAUCAUUCGAGUGGUUUUUACUUCUUCUCGUCAAAUUCAUCCGCCACUCGACCUUUCCAAGAUUCUGAGAAUCCCCACCGUGAUUUUUUUCAUGGUUGGGGAGAAAGGGAACAGCACCACCAGCAGACUUCUUUUCCGUCGAGCCAGUUUGAUAGGGAUUCAAUAUGGGGCCCACCGGCUGCAGGAUCUGAAACUAAUGGAGGGUUCCGAUCGAGCAGCAGUUUUCGCCAUAGGCAUGGAUCUGAGAGGAUGCCUCCCCCUUCUCAAAAUCGGUCAUAGUUUGGUUUUGUGUUAUUUAUUGUUCCUUUUGUGAUCUAAACUGUGACUGAAGAAAACCCGAAACUAUAUAUAAAUAUGUUUUAAGCGACGAUCUGUAAUUGUGUGGCACUGAAUUUAUCGUUUUUUAUCAUUAGCCACGGGCUUGUGUGAUGGACUUUUGGCUUCCUUUUGUUUCUGUGCCCUUUGUAGGGGGGAAUAAUUCACAUGUUUAAAGUUAAAUGGUUUUAAGUUUCAUUUUAAUG